Dracunculus medinensis (Guinea worm) is the source of this 3945-nucleotide messenger RNA. The record is from the annotation of a GenBank genome assembly. NCBI's taxonomy places the organism in Eukaryota, Metazoa, Nematoda, Chromadorea, Rhabditida, Dracunculidae.
CAAAACAUGGAAAGUCAUUUCGAAAGAAUUGCUUAUCAUUAUUGGGCACCAUUUGGUUUACAUAAACCAUUUGACGCAUCACUUAUUCUAAAUAUAUAUCACAAUGAAUUGCUAAAAGAGGAUAUAUUUUCACAGCAAAAGAUUGUUAUGCUCGAAAUCAGUCAGUAUCUCGAGCGAUAUCUUUGGCUGAAUUUUGAUCCAGAAAAAAGCACAAAGGAACAUAUAAUGUCAAUCGUUGUUAUGAUAAAUGAAAAAUAUCGUGAAAGAAUUUCUGCUUGGCAGUGCAUUGUAGAGCGACCAGAUUUUUUUCCGGAGUUUUUUUAUAAUUUAUUAAGUCUUGCUUAUAACACGGACGAAUCCCAGUUGAAUUUUAUUGAACGUUCAGCUAUUGCAGCAUUUGACGAUGUUAUUAAUUUCAGUCGUUUUUUUAAUCCAUUAUUGCAUGCGAGCAACUUGAUAACCUAUAGUACUUUGUCGUCUUUAAUUAAAUCAGAAAUUGGGGAUUUAUUCUGCCAGUUAAUGACAAUGCUAAAAUUUUAUUCGAGAUUCGAAAUCGAUGAAAUUACAGGCGAACCUUUGACUACUAGUCAGGUUCUUCGUCACUAUAAGCACAUAACGGGACUGCAAAAGGCUGCAUUCAUGUAUUUUCGAGAAAGCAUGAAGGAAUUUUGCCUAUUAAAUGUGUCUGCUAUUGAUUCUCGUAAAGCAUUAUUAAAACAGUUUGGAUCAAUGAGCAAUGACGAUUUGUACAAAUUUGCAGAAUAUUUGCAUUUGGUUAAAAAACUUGAAAGAAGUGAUUCUAUUCCUUUAGGAAAACAGUUUCUUUCUGAAGCAGUCACUUUGCACUGUGAAAGACGCGUGAAUCAGCUGCAACAGCUAAAUGAGCAACCUUUAUACCCUACUGAAAAAAUGAUUUGGGAUGAAAAUCUUGUGCCUUAUGAUGAAUAUAAUGGUCACGAUGUGUUACCACUGAAUAAACUGAAUCUGCAGUUUUUAACUCUUCAUGAUUAUCUGCUGAGAAAUUUUAAUUUAUUUCAAAUGGAAUCAACUUAUGAGAUUCGAAAGGAUAUCGAAGAUACCGUUUUUCGAAUGAAGCCGUGGAUACAUGAAAGCGCAAAAGACCAAAUAAUUUGGGGAGGAUGGGCGCGUAUGGCUCUACCUCUGCAGUCGUUUCAAUUUGUGGAAGUUUCGAAACCACUUGUUGGUGAAAAGAGUCCAGCAGUUGUGAGAGCUGAUGUAUCUGUUAAUGUGCCAAUUCGAAAAGAUAUAAGGACUGAAUGGGAAGAUCUGCGAAAGCAUGACGUUUGUUUUCUGUUGAAGUGUAGGCCGAAAAUAUCGGUAGAUGGCAAGUAUGAUACUAGAAAACCUUUUAAAGAUCAGAUAGAUGUUAUUUAUGUCCGAGGAUGUGAAAUAGAAGGGAUGCUUGAUUCUUCUGGUAAUGUUAUCGAGGAAUACGCUGCAUAUGAGAAAAAACCGCAUCUCACUGGUGAUCAACGUACUUUUCGAGUUUGGCUCGAUGAGAAUCAAUAUCGGCUAGACUUGGAAAAUGAUCCUGAACAGAGUAUCGAUCAAAUAUAUCAUUCAUUUAACUUGCUUGUGCGAAGGGAUCCAAGAACAAAUAAUUUCAAAGCUGUUCUCUCCACCAUACGACAGUUAUUAAAUACAGAAUGUGUUGUUCCCGAUUGGAUCCAUGACAUUAUUCUCGGCUAUGGCGAUGCUCAUUCUGCUCAUUAUAAGCAUAUGAAUAAUGUUGUUGCUUCACUGGAUUUUUGUGAUACCUUCAUUUCAUACAAGCAUUUGCUGGCAUCAUUUCCUUCUCAAAAGAUUGUUACUAGUAACGACGAUCCAUCCCUACAUCCUCCUCCAUAUAGGUUGACUUUCAAAGAACUGGAACCACAACACAAUGUAGAUUUAUCCCAGCGUGAUACGUCGAUAUUUGUUGAGUCUUAUGUGGUUCCAUCUCGUGGUCCAUACCCUCAUGUUGAACCUCGCAAAAACGCAAUACUUUUUACUCCAGCUCAGAUUGAAGCCAUUAAAUCUGGUAUGCAACCGGGCUUAACGAUGGUUGUCGGUCCACCUGGAGCAGGUAAAACGGAUGUGGCUGUGCAGAUUAUAUCAAAUAUUUACCACAACUGGCCAGAACAAAAGACACUUGUAGUAACACAUUCUAAUCAAGCGCUAAAUCAAUUAUUCGAGAAAAUUAUGGCGUUGGAUGUUGAUGAGCGACAUCUACUUCGUUUAGGGCAUGGUGAGGAAGCUCUGGAAACUGAAAAAGAUUUUAGCAGAUAUGGUCGAGUUAACUAUGUUUUAAAAACUCGUUUAGAGCUUCUAAAUGAAGUGGAAAAAUUGCAGCAAUCUCUGGAAGUUCCUGGGGAUGUUGCAUAUACAUGCGAAACUGCUGGCCAUUUCUUUCUUUAUCAGGUUUUCGCCCGAUGGGAAAAGUUUGAAAGCGAUGUUUUGAUAAUGUCACGCAAUUCUUCUCCAGAUCCAUCAAUAAUCGUAAAGAAAUUUCCAUUCACAAAAUAUUUUGAUGAUGCACCACAACCUCUGUUUAAAGGCAUUUCUUUUUCGGAAGAUUGGAACAUAGCGCAAGGAUGUUGGCGCUAUAUUCGUCGCAUAUUCACUCAGCUAGAGGAGUUUAGAUCAUUCGAACUGCUGAGAUCUGGUCGGGAUCGAACAGAUUAUUUACUAGUUAAAGAAGCUAAAAUAAUCGCAAUGACUUGUACGCAUGCUGCAUUAAGGCGUAAAGAGUUGGUUGAACUGGGAUUUCGGUAUGAUAAUAUACUAAUGGAAGAAGCAGCCCAGAUACUAGAAGUUGAAACGUUUGUGCCCCUUCUGCUUCAGAAUCCACAAGAUGGAAGGAAUCGCUUGAAACGAUGGAUCAUGAUCGGCGAUCAUCAUCAGUUGCCUCCAGUCGUGCAAAAUUUAGCUUUUCAGAAAUAUUCGAAUAUGGAACAAAGCUUAUUUGCACGUUUCGUCCGGCUAGGUGUUCCUCAUGUCUUGCUUGAUCGUCAAGAUUUUAUUCAUAAUUUUUAUUCUGAAAUUUUGUUUCCUCUUGUUUAUCAAUUUAUCUUUAUUGCUCUUUCUCUUGACGAAUAUCGGACAAUGAACGCUGGAUUUGUUUUUAAUUAUCAAUUUAUUGAUGUACCCGAUUUCAAUGGUAUUGGUGAAGAGACACCGAACCCUUAUUUUUAUCAGAAUCUUGGUGAAGCAGAAUAUGCGGUGGCCUUAUUUACUUAUAUGCGCAUAUUAGGUUAUCCACAUGAUAAAAUUUCUAUUAUAACGACAUACAAUGGACAGGCAUCACUUUUGCGUGAUGUUGUGCAGCGACGUUGUGCUGAAAAUCCAUUAAUUGGAGUUCCGCAUAAAAUUUCGACUGUUGACAAAUAUCAAGGCCAACAGAAUGAUUACAUUAUUUUAUCUCUUGUGCGAACAAAAAAUAUUGGUCAUAUCAGAGAUGUUCGGCGGUUAAUUGUUGCUUUAUCUCGAGCCCGUCUCGGUUUGUAUGUUUUAGGAAGAGCAGAACUUUAUCGAAAUUGUUUUGAACUUGCACCAGCCUUUCAAAGGCUAUACAAGCAUCCAUUGAAAUUACUUCUUAUACCCGAUGAGCCGUUUCCUUCUUCGAGAAAGGUUCUUGAGGCAGUUCCGCCAGCACAAUCGCUUGAAAUCCAAGAUACUAUUCAUAUGUGUCGAUUUGUUCAUGAAUUAUAUGCAAAGAACGUCGAUCAGUUAAAGAUUAGUUAUAAAAAACAUAUGAAAGAUUAUUUUGAGGCAAGACAGGUGAGACUUUUUUUCUUUAUAUUCUUAACUGAAGCUGCCGAAGCCGCUAAAACUGAAGAAGAGAAGGGUGUGGCUGAACCAGCUGUGGAUGACAAUAUGGAGGUUGAUAUAACGUUCGAAAGCAUGGAUUUUGAAUUGCAAGAUCCGGCAAAAUUGGGCAAAUGA